AUGGAGCAGAGCGGGCCGAGGACUCCACGGUCGCCGCACCAGCUGCACCCGGCCAGGGCGGCCAUCGCGGAUCUUUUCAACGUGUAUCUCGGGGUAUCCUUUCUCAUUUUUCUAUCUCUGGCUGGUUACGAAAUGCUGGCUCCCCGGCCUUCUCUGUCUCGUUUAUGCCCGUCCUGACUGUAACCUUUGUGUCUGUAGAGGAGUUCUCGAUUCAAACAUGAAGAGCUUGGCCGCGAGACGGCGUAAGCAUGCUUCUCCCUGCGCUUGUCGAAAGUUGGCUGCGUGUUCUUUCCAAAAUUGUUUCUCACAGAAGUCGGCGGAUCAAAUGUUUUUUUUUGAUGAAUCGUUGUUUCAUUAAGUGAAAUAUGUUGCCUUCUCGGUCAUUACCGCUCAGGCGCGGGCCGACGGAGCAUCGCUGUUGCUUCCGUUGAUGGUUUAGACGUCACCGUAUUUUCCUAUUUAUUAAUAAAACUCUUUCACGAUCCAUGCCAUGAUUUCGGAUUGUCUAUUUUUGGAAGCAGUCCUAAUUGUGUUUCAAAUUUUAUCGGAAUUUUACAGGAACAAGAUGCAGAAAAGAGUGAUAGCGCUCAAUAAGGAACUCCCCCCUCCGAAUGAACAGUUUAUUGUGGAUUUCGAGCAAGUCCGUGGACAGUUCUUGGUAUGUCUUUGAGAUUCCUUUCAGUGCGACGUUUGAGAAUGAUGGUCUCUAAUGGAUUAUUUUUCUCUAAUGUCCUUCGUGGUUCUUUCGUGCUUUCAUAUAUUUAGGACCAGGAACAGCUUCCCUCUGUGACAGAAUCAGUUAUCUUGUCUUUCAUCAUCCAGUGCAGUGGUCAUGCUCCACAAGCAGAAUUUAUCCUGUUUGCUCUGCGUAGCUUGUGCAGCAUUGGCUGUGUUAAGUGGGAUUCCUUCCUACUCUCCCUUCUGUCAACUGUUUCCUCCACUGAGACAACACUGGGGCCUGUACACCAAGCAAGUAUUGGUGUGUCAUCUGGAACGACGUCAUUGUCAGCAGCUGCUGUCUCAAACACUUCUUCUUUUCUUGUUUCCAACCCAGCCUCUCCUCUAUCGUCAAUUCAUGGUAUCGGAUCUCCUGUACAGUCCAUUACAGAGCAUUCAACAGUCACAAAUCUUUCGCCUGUGAAGACUUCUGACCUUCCUGAUCAGGUUUUUGGAUCUAGAACUAGCCAGUCAUUUAGAGUCAGUUCAGUUGGGUAUUUGCGGCAGUUGUCUUGCAAAAUUAUUUUAGCCGGUUUGGAAACAAACCUGAAGCCAGCUACACACGCAGAGAUUUUCUCUCACAUGCUUAACUGGUUGGUCAACUGGGAUCAAAGGCAUCAGGAUGUUGAGGAAUCUGAUGCUGCAAAAGUUUGCAAGGUUGUGAGUCCUCUAAAUGAGUGGCUACACAUUUGUCUGGAUGUGAUCUGGAAACUGGUUGAAGAGGAUAGAUGCCGAGUUCCAUUUUAUGAGUUGCUUCGCAGUGGCUUGAAAUUCAUGGACAACAUACCUGAGGAUCCGGGCUUAUAUUCCAUCAUGCUAGAGAUUCAUAGGAGAAGGGAUAUGAUAGCCACACAUAUGCGGAUGUUGGAUCAACACCUUCAUUGCCCGACAUUUGGAACUCAUCGGUUGGUGUCCCAUGCCUAUCCAAGCAUAGCAGGUGAACCAAUUGCCAAUUUGCGCUAUUCGCCGAUUACAUAUCCAAGUGCACUGGGAGAACCGCUCCAUGGAGAGGUGAGGAGAACUCUUUGUGUUUUUAAAUGAUGACAUCAUCACCUGGUCUAUGCCUGAAUUACUGAAAUAAAGACUAGUCUGAACAUUUUGAAACUGUGAUUCUAUUGACUUUUCUCUUGCUUUCAAAAUAAUGAAGAAGACAAGCAAUAGUUAAAAUUUAAUAUUUUAUGUGCAUCCAUAGGUUCUAUGUGGAACCUUGCUUCUUUCUUGCGUCCAUAGUCAAAAUAAUGUUUAUUUAGAAGGCUAAAAAAAAAGAAAAACUGAUUCCAUUUCUUGGUUUCUUUUUUUAUAUGUUUUUUAUAAAAUAGCCCCACAGUUUCUUUCCUAAAUUGAUUGUUUUGGUCUAUCUCGGAACCUUUUGCUUCUAUGUGGGGAGGACUUAUUAGACCAGUACUUCGUUGAAGCCUAAUUUCAUGAGAGAUUUGUCAGGUGUUUCAGCAUAGACUUGAAAUUCAGUGGCACAUCUAUCAAAUGAUGGAAUCGUGGAUCAGUCAGAAUUGAUGAGGAAUUAAUAAACAAGAUUGAAAAUUUUUGUGGGCUAUCCAAUAUGUUACUCUUUGAUUAUUUGGAACGAAUGAGACAAAUAGAUCUAUAGACAGCGGACUAUUCAGCAUUUGAAAUUAGGGUUAUCAUUUCUAUUUAUAAGUGAGACAGUGGGCUUCAUGUUUUUAAAAUAAGAAUUUUAUUUCUAGAUUUCAUUGGGGGUUUUACUUUGACUGAAAAUAUUAUAUAGAUUAAUGCCAUCCAACUCCAAAAAAUAUAUUGAGCAGAUGUCUAAGUCCACUAAUUAUCUGUGACAAAAGGGUUGGAAUAACAUAAAAAUAAGAAUAUUGAGGCUGGUAAUAUAAUUUGUCGGUUUCUCUCUUUCUUAUCUUUCUGGUAAUUAUAUAAAAUGUGAUGGCGAAACUCUCUAUACGAUAAACCUAUAUUUCUCUGUCGGGUCCUUGAUGUUGCUUUGAAUGUAAAAAACGCUGUUACGGGAUUAGUCUUUUCUUUCCCGAUGCCCUUGGGAUCUCCCUAACUUCUCGAAAGGAUAAAGUUGGCACGUUUUUCAUACAUUAUGUUUCUUGAAGGAAAAAAAUGCAUCUGGUCACUUGGAUGCUAGUUUAUUGGAUCUACAUAAUAGAAAUAUGGUCUAUGAGUUUGCUUUUUUUCUGUGAUGGAAUGAUCAAUAUAUGAUUGGCAAAACCCUGGGUUGAUAAUAAUAGAUCCUGUUCGUCAGAACUAUUAAUCAAAAGACUCUGAUGGGGAUAUGGAGUAUGAUUAGAUUCAUAAUCAUCUCCUAGAACUGUCAGAUGAUGGAAAGGUUGGAUGCUUCAAACAAACAGACCAUAUUUCUUUUACGUAAAUACAGGGCUGCUGAAAUUUCUGUAGCAAAUGGAACUUUCGAGGGACAUCAAAUUUUGAUCAUCUUGCUAAAUGUGCAGUAUAUAUAUUCUCCCUUGAACAAAAAAUGGGUAGGCCGUUCAUUUUGAAAUGAGAAGAAAGCGGACAGAGUAGGUCUCUUUUUGGUGAACUCUGUGGCAGGCCAAGAUUAUGCCACAGUAGGUUCCGAAUAUAUUAGUUUCCUCUGUAUACGGACGGAUAGAAAUAACUGUAUUGCUUUCCCAUUUGGCCUAGUUGUAGCUUCACCAUUGUUAAUUCCAUGGCGACCUGCCUGGUUAAUUUGGACGUAAUUUUUGUUUUGUGGGAAGAAGUAGACAUGCUACGAAAUCAAGUAUAUGAUAAAUUUAGGAAAGAGCAUCCAUAGAUUUAGUUUUAGUCGUUAAUGAUGGAACGUUUUUUCUGUGUUGCAUUUUUGUCAUUUUUUGCUGUUUUUUUAUUGCUCCAUCUCUAACAUGCUUAAAUUAUAUUACUUCUUAUUUUUGAAAGUUUUAUUUCUGUCAACAUUUGUCUACCAUAGGAUCUUGCAAAUUCUAUACAAAAAGGAAGCAUAGAUUGGGAAAGGGCUUUGCGUUGUUUAAAGCAUGGUCUUCGAUCUACACCAUCACCUGACUGGUGGAGGCGUGUGCUUCUUGUUGCUCCUUGUUAUAGAAAUGCUCAGCAAACAUCAACUCCUGGUGCAGUAUUCUCAUCAGAAAUGGUUUCUGAGGCCAUCAUUGAUAGAACCAUGGAGCUGCUGAACUUAACGAAUUCUGGUAAUAAAUCUGCAUCCGUGUUGGCUUCAACUUGUGUUAUUUUUUUUUUCACUGUGAAGUUAGAUACCUUGCACUGUGGUACCUAUCUUCUUUAUGUGCAUCUGUAUACGAGUUGGUAUUGAUCCCUAUGGAACUCAACUAUCACUUAUGUCCACCAAUGAUGGAUUGUCCAUCUUUAUAUCCAUAGUGGACAGAGAGUCACUUUCUUCUUUGAAAUGUUUUAGCUAGGUCAACGAUCGCUUGAUGUUGAUUUUAGCUAGUCAAUCUCGCUGACAAUGCCAAUAUGCCUUGCUCAACUUUUUUCAAGCUAUAUCUUUGUGCUUUACUUUUAGCUUCAAUGAAAUCAUUCCAUGUAUUGGACGCUUGCCUUUCAACUGUUGGCCUGCUGAUCACACAUCUGGGAUCAUUUUUCUAGCGAGAAAUGUUUUGCUGUCAGUCUUGUAUUUGUUGGGAGUAUUAAAUUUUAUUGAUGAGAUGACUUGCGAUAUCGGAUUAUAAAUAUGGUUUUAAUCAUGGUCUCGUUUCUUGCUUCUGUUGUGGCACCUUUCAAUAUAGUUCUGCGGCAUAUCUUUUCUUGUCCGUUUUUAUCUCGGUUAUUUCUUUGCAAGGUUCUUGAAAUGACGAAGUAGUUUAUUAUUUUUUUCUCCUGAAUAACAAAAAUUUAUGUUCUAAUACAAGGAAGUUUAUUAUGAUAGUGAUGCCAGUGGGCCUUGAUAAGCCAAUAUUUGUUUGUUUCUUUAGGCAUGCAAUGAGCAAUUGGUUUUUUCUGUUUUGUGGCUGUAAUAUUGUGUGCCGAUUACAUUAUGAAAGCCACUUCCAGAAUACAUUUUUCUGCUUAUUGACCAAUUAUUCUCCUUUACAUGGAGAGUUUUACCUCUAGGGCAUGUAUUUUAUUAUCUGACGUCCUUACCUCUUACUUUUUUGGCUAUCUGUAAUUGGUAUUUUUUUCCCUAAAAUUUUGCAGAGACACAUUACUGGCAGGAGUGGCUUUCAUUUGCUGAUGUUUUCUUUUUUCUAAUGAAAAGUGGAUGCAUUGAUUUUCUUGAUUUUGUGAACAAGCUUGCUGCUCGAGUCUCAGAUGAUGAUCAACAGAUUGUUCGGAGCAACCAUGUGACUUGGUUGCUUGCUCAGAUUAUUCGAAUUGAGUUAGUGAUGAGCACCUUGAGUUCAGAUCCAAAGAAGGUUGGAUUCAAUACAAAUUUGUACCAUAGCUAUUUGUCUGUUAUCAUAUCUCUACAAACCUUUUCUGUUUCUAAACGUGAUACCAUUGCCUCUUCAGUUUGAGAGUUAAUUCUUGUUGUUUAUUUCGUUAUUUGAUUUUGCAUUUAUGAUGAAGAUUUUGAACAUUUCUUUGCUAACUUUUAGGUGGAGACGUUCAGAAAAAUCAUUUCAUUUCAUAGAGAAGAUAGAAACACCGAUCCUAACAACAUUAAUCCCCAGAGUAUUCUAUUGGACUUCAUUAGCAGUAGCCAAACUUUGCGUAUAUGGUCAUUUAACAUGUCCAUAAGGGAACAUUUGAAUACCGAUCAACUUCAGAAAGGAAAACAGAUUGAUGAUUGGUGGAAGCAGGUGACAAAAGGUACUCCAAUUUCGUGGCUAGUGAUUAUGUUCCAAUUGCGUAUAUGGAAUCAUGAAUUGCUUAGCUUGUGUUGAAUUUUGCAAUGUAGUAUGCAGAGUUUUAGCCAGAGUAUUUUAUGUCAUGUUGAUAUUUAUUGUCACUCUCAAGAACUCUAUUACUCUCGGAUUACGCAGUGUGAGGGGUGGGUAAUGUUGCUCAAUUCCUGAUAAUUCUUCAGAAUUAUUCUUUUUAUUUCUGUGCGUUUUAUUAUACAUUUUCAAUCCACAAUAGCCAGCAUUGUAUUUUGAGAGGGAACACCAUUGCACGCCCUAUUUACCUGAAGAUGUGUUGCGACCGAUUCAAUGUACAUUUUAUAUGGUUCAGUAUCCAAAGGCUUGUGUGCUAUUGGCCACCUUACCAGCUGUAUUUUACUUAUAACUUCUGAACUUAGUUCCUUGAUCGGUAUAUGGGUUCAUUCUAUAUGGGGCUAUUGUUGCUGUUUUGGUAGCCAAAAAAAGUCGAAAAUGGUUCCUAUAUUUAACUUUCUAUCAAUGCUGGAUUUUGCCUUGUCCUCAAAAAUCGUUGGCUUGCUAAGACUCUUGCCUUGAAACAUUGAUGUCUCCACGUUCAGCUGGGUAGAGAUGGUACAGGAUAGGUUGCAGGUGAUUUUUUCUCAAUGGGAUUUACCCUUAGCUGGCAUGGCUUCUAAGUAUGCUUCUAUAUUCAUCGUUAUACCAUUGGUGUUUGUAAAUUACUAGUUUAUUUUGUUUAUUAUGUAUCUUUGAAAUCAAUUUUUCUUUCUCAGGUGAGCGUGUUGACUUCAUGAAUUUAGAUGACAGAUCGAUGGGAAUGUUUUGGGUUCUCUCAUUUACCAUGGCUCAGCCUGCUUGUGAUGCGGUGGUUAAUUGGUUGACCUCUCUUGGCGUUGUUGAGUUGCCGCAAGGGCCUAAUGUGCAAUCUGGAGAGAAGAUGAUGAUGAUGCGCGAAACAUGUCCUCUUCCAAUGCUAUUACUUUCUGGUUUAUCGUUAAAUUUAUGUUUGAAACUGGCGUUUCAACUCGAGGAGACUAUAUUUCUCGGUCAGGUACUUUUUACUCUCAGUUUUCAGGAAUUAGUGCACCAGGUAUGCUGGAUACUCAUAUGGUGCCUCUUGACACUAGAUCAAUUUAAUGGUAAAGCUGAGAAUUGAGGGUUACAACACAGUUAUUUCUGAAAUUUUGAUUAGAUUACAUUUGCCUCUUCCAAUUUGAUUGAUCCCAAUGACUGUGAAUUGUGAACCUGGUGGUGAUACCUUUUUAACCAUAUGGUAUUGCUGGCGUUGGAAUAUUCUAAUGCUUUUAAGUGUUCCUUUGACAGUGAAACUAAUUUUAAAAUCCUGACAAAAAAAAUUUGCCAGCUCCACCAUUCUUUUAAGGUUAACUGACACAAUCUCUUACAUGUCUCCAAGGCACAAAAAACGAGUUGGACUUGAUUGAAGAUUUGAAACAUAGACUGACUUGGUCUGGCACAAAUUUAAUCUAUGACCGAAACUCUUUUAACAAAUUAUAAAUUCAAUUACGAUAUUUUCACUGUGGGACUUGGCUGAUUGUAACAUGUUAUUAAAACUUGAAUCUUGAAAAACUGAUACAAGUCAAAUGAGGCGAACCUAAUCAGACCUAAUCAACAAACCCUUGUCCGAAGGUUAUUUUACAGAAAUAAAAUUUGUAUUAAUUGGUAUAAUAGCAGUAGUUAUUAUCUCAUUGAUUCGUAUUGUCAUAAUCUUGCUGGUUAUCAGAGCAUAUCUACUAGUAUUUUGGUUGUGGUUCAAAUAAUUUUUAUCACUCACAUGAUUUGCAGGUUAUUCCUAGCAUUGCUAUGGUUGAAACGUAUGUCAGAUUGCUUUUGAUCGCUCCUCACUCAUUAUUUCGUCCUCAUUUCACGGUAAUUACUGAUUGCUUAAUCCAAUCUGCAUAUUUUACGUGCUGAUGUUCUGAUCCGAUAUAUGAAAUUGUCCAAAAGCAUAAGCAUAAAUAUGUUUUCUUUCUAUAUUUUUCUAUCAUUUAUCUAUAUGCAUGUAUAAAUAAACAGCACGGUCAAGAUUCUGUCGUUUUUGGAGCAGUUGCCAACUAUCACUUCUCAGAAGAAUUACUUUGUUUGUUAGAAACAUGAAUGCGGAUGCUACAUAGUUUCAUGGGAAGAAAACGUUCCUGGUUUGGCCAGCGAUAAUAUUCGGUAGUUUAUAUCUUUUUUAACUCAAGAGGAUGUCUCUUUAAACUUUAAUCUUAAUGGCGUUUCACAAAUGCCGUGAAUACAACUAGUUGGUAAGCAUUUCCUUGAUCAAAUAUCGUUAAUCGCUGUGGCUAGGUAAACCAUUUUAAGAUUAAAAGAGUAUCCAGGCUAAUUCACUUUAAAUAGGAGUCACAUGCAAGCUUGAGAUUUCAGGAGUCCAUGCCUUCUCUUUAAUACGAUUUUGGAAUCAGAGAACAGAGUUCAGUGGAGUCAAUAAAAAAUUUAGCUAGGCAUAGGAGAUCAUUUGGAUUGUGUCAGGUUAUCAACCUAUUGAUUGGCCUUAUAGGUUUAUUGGAAUUACAUUCUGUCUUUGUCAUAGUGAGCAUUAAAAAUUUUAUAAUUCAUAAUUUUCCCCUGGUUUCCAAUAUUUUUAUUGCUUCGUCAAUGUUUAAAUUAAUACUGUCGAAGAGACCUCCCCUUCUUUAUUGGGUAUUCAUGCCAAAUACCCAGAAACCAAGAUCUUGUUCAUUUUUCUUUGCUUUUCGUCCUUAUAUUUUUUCCUGAUUUAAAUACACCUGGGGUUUUGUGACAUGUCGUCACAAUCGAUUUCAAUGGGACAAAGCCUUAACAUUUGGUCCAUAUGUUGAGCGACAUUCCUUUCUUCUUUAUUGUUUGAAGAUUUUCGUUCAUGAAAAUGUUGGGUUCAUUUCAUGUCGUGUAAAUGUUCUCCUAAAGUCUGAUGCAUUGGUCAUGGAUUCUUAUAUGGCUAUACGUCAUAUUAAAAUGGAUUGAGAUACAUUCCUUUCUUCUUUAUUGUUUGAAAAAUUUCGCUCUUGAAAAUGUUGGGUACGUGCCAUGUAAAUGUUCUCCUAAAGUCAUGUAAACGUUGGAAAUUUUACAUGCCAUGUAAAUGUUCUCCUAAAGUCUGAUGCAUUGCUCAUGGAUUCUUUUAUGGCUAAACAUCACGUUAGAAUGGCUUGUCCUCUUCACUUUUAAUCUGGUCUUCUAAGAAAUUAUGGGUUGAAGCAAUUCUCAUUCUUUUCUAUGUUAUUAAUUGAAUGCGUCUCGCGUGAUUGAGGACAAGUUAUUUCUCUCCUUUGUCCGGGGGCUGCCCUUUUAACUCUUCAUCAUUUCUUUUUAUGACGUGUUUACUUUCUUCAUUGGCUUUAUCAUGAUUUCCUAAACAUGAUAUCCGAGUUGAUAAAAGGAUAUUUUUUAGGUUAUUGUCCCACAGUUGUUCCUAGUGCCUAUUCACUGUCAAACGUAAGAUGUCUCAAUUGAUAAAUAUAAUACAGGAUUAUCAGAGAAAGGCUUCGCUUUUACCUACGGUACAGACUAUCACGAAACUUGUUCCCGUGGUGAAAUGUAGAUAAUGUUUUCUUGAAUAUGAUUUAUAAGAAGUUUAUAUCUAGUGUUAUCACGAGAACAUUAUACAGCCUAAAGAAAUCCCUUAAGACUUGGUUUAAAAGUUCAAACCAGUUGUGACUCACUUUGGGUGUAAACAAAGUAAUGCUGUCACACCUUGUUUGUGAAGUGGGAAAUCACCGUUUUAAUUGUCUACGUGCAUGACAUGGUGAUUAUAUAUCAUAAUACUGAGAAUAUUAAUUUAUUAAUUGCCAAGCUGGGCUAUGAAAUUUGAAAUAAAAGAUUUUGGCUGGCUCCGGUACUUCUUGGUUGCAAGGUUGCCAGGUUCGAGAGUGGUAUUUAUAUUUAUUUGAGAAAAUAUACUCUUGACUCUUUGAAAUAAUCAUGAAAUAUGGAGCGUAAAGUUGUUCUAACUGCUAUUGAGUUUAACAGUGAUUUGAGUGGACGAAAGCGGGAGCUUUUACCAAGGCUGAUGAGGGGAGGUGUCAGCAUCUUGAGGGAAAGUUAUUAUAUUUAGUUUUUACUGGACGAAGGUCUCCAGGUUAAGGGAUGUGCUAAUGCUAACUAGGUGUGAUCUCAUGACUAAAUGUAGCAUGAUUCUGGACCCAUUUAAGAGCCAAUCUUCUAACUUGGACAAGCAGAAAGAAGAUUGUGUAUCCGAAGUCAAAUGCUGAAAUAUAACACGUGUUGAUGACUCAUGAUUUCAUAGAGCUUCUUUAGUUGAAAGUUUUUCUAUAAAGAUUUGGGCAUAAAUGCUGAACUCCCAUUGAAGUUGCUAACAGCAUCUCCGAUAUGGUUGUGCAACGUCCUCAUACUAAUCAUAUUGAAUUUGAUUUCCAUUUCAUCAGGGUUAAGCAAAAGAUGGACGAGCUUUCUCUCUUUUAUUCAUUUUAAAAACCUUAUUAGAUGUCUUCAUUAAUAUACGAUUCAAGCAUCAGUUGACCUUAAUAUUGAGCAAGUUAAUUGUGAAGAACACCUUGGUUAGCUCGAGGCAAACCAUUGGAAUGAUCAGCCCAUAGAUUAUUGUGUAUACCUAAUACUUCUGAUCCAAUUUUUUCGGAUUAUACUUAUGGAUUCUGUAUAUUGUAGGGGUAUAGUUGUCUUUUAGAUUUUCAUCUGAUAUUAAUGUCCUAGAUGGAAAUUGUGAAAUAUUAAGCCACAACUCUUUCCUUUUUCUUGUUCGAAGAUUUAUCAAUUGUUAAAUGAAUGUAAUCUUAUAGUUCUGAUUAUAAUUAUAAACAUUAUCAAUAUAGAUUAUAAUGUAACCUUUUGUACUUUGAAUUAUUCAAAGAUGACAUUAGUAGUAAACUUCUAUUUCAUGAAUGGCAAAUGAUUCGAAUUUUGGGUUCACCUCAUCAAAGUACAUCAGAUGAAGUCUAUCCAAAGUCUGUGCAAUAAUGUCCAUUUGAGAAUGGGCGUAGAAAAAAUCCAAGUUGGAGAUUGAAUGAGGUUCAUUGAAGUGUCCUAGGAUUGAAACUCAUUUGAAAAUAGUAGUAGCCUUCUGGGGUCAUCAGCUGUCUAACAGUUCCCUGUUACCAGGGUUCCCUCCAUUUACCUCUUUUUCUGGUUUCGAAUAUCUUUGUUCACGUCUGCUUUUCAUUCUGGUAAUGGUUCCCUUACCCUUUUGGCUAAAGGCAACAAUAGCGGAGGCUUUGUUUGGAGCCGCUUCUCAAUUUUAUUUUUUUUGUGAAAGAUCACUAGAGGUCUGACUUAGGCUAGCCUAUAUUCAUAUUUCAUGUGCGUUAACAUUGUCUACUGUUCUGCAAAAGUUAAGUGAUUCAAUGGUGGAUCAAUAUUGACUGUCCUUUGCACAUUACCAUUGGAGCCAGUUCUGGCUGCCGGAGAACAAGCACAUCUGUCCAUCACAGAAGAAGGGGGACAUUAUGAAGUUUUUCUGAAGUGGUGGCAGUAACUCAUUGAAUAAAAAUAUAUUUUUACUGGGAAGAUAAGUUCAUGAUCUACCUGAAUCGUCUAUUGCUUGAGGACAUUGUUGCUUUAGCACAUGUUUCAUCUUAAUGACAGUGAAAAUGAAUCCUCACGUGCUUUAUCAUCUUUUACCUUUCUUGUUUCGAUUUUCUUCAAAGGUUGCACGGGAAAAAAAUAAUUUAGCGAUCACUUGUUUUUAUUUCCGGAAUUUGUCUUUUCCCUUUAAUGCAGUUGUUAUUAUGUCAUAUUUUGCAGACUUUGACGCAGAGAUUCCCUACCAUAUUGACCAAGACAGGUGUAACUUUAUUGCUGUUGGAAAUAUUGAACUACCGUUUACUUCCUUUGUACAGGUUUAUCAUGCUUUUGCACUCUUGUUGAAUCUUUACAGUAUUAGUUAGCCGUUUUGAUGAAGUAAUAGAAUUAGGAUGUACAGUAACCUUCUUUGCUUGAAUUAUUCUCAGUUCUGUUUUUGGAUGACAAUAGAUUACCUGGUGCUUGUGCUUUUUGCACUUUAUCUUGUAUUAAACUUCUUCUGAGGUGAUGUUGUGAUGGUAACCACUGUUGUUGUGGAACAUGACAUCCAUAUUUUUAUAUGAUCAGUGGACAAGUAAAGCUUCAGCACUGAGGCUUGUAUUGAAGAACUCCACUACGAUGUUUAUCUCAAGUAUGUUGGUUUAAGUAAUGGAGAAAACAUGACCAUAUGAAGAAUUGGUCUUCAUGUCUGAGAAACAUGUUUAUCAUGCUCCACUCCUAUGAAUGAUUGAGCAAUUUUAAGCCUGGCCUGAGACUAAGUCUUUGAUCAGAAGAAAGAGGAGAAGGAAGUAUUAUGAAAGAAAAAAGGAAGAUGAAAAUGAGCAAAAAUGUAGAACAACCUUUAUUUUGUGAAGGUGUUAAACACCUCAGUUCAUAUUGGUAAUUAAUUGUUAAUCACAGCCACAUUCAGAAACAAAAUGGGUAAGUUUUCCUUAUUACUGAGGUACUGAGAUUCAUUGUAGACCACAUUGAGCUAGUGACAUCAUUAUGGUCUUGGAUCCUUGACCUAUGCGUCCUUCUAGGAUAUAAUGGCAGGGUCUUGAGAAUAGACAUGAGAAUCAGACCAAAUCUAGUAAGCACUGGCUGAUCAUUUUUUUGGGUGGGGAGGAAUCCAAUCAUGUCCUGGUUAUGUCAAAAAUAUCAUUUAGUCGGUCCAAAUCAGCCUUGUUUAUGGGCUGAAGUGACGAGAAACUAGUUAAUUCUGGAGAUAUUGAUGAGUUUUCUACCCAGUAUGGCACUAUCUGACCUGAAUCAGCCAGUUUUUGAAAACAAUGCUGCUAUGUGAGGAAGAAUAUUGAAGCAUCGCUAGCCAAGAAAGGGUGGAGGAAGAAGAAAGAGAACCCAUUCAAUUCGUUGUUAUUCAUGGCAGGUUGCCACCAACUACUAUAUCUCUGGGCCUCAUGCCGCUAUCUUUGAUUGACAGCACGUGACCAUUUUACAGUCUAUUUAGAAGAAGACCAAUUUUAAUAUUUGUUGCAUUUAUUACGUUUUUCAAUAAUCGUCGUUAGAUAUUUUUGAAGAAUGCCACUGUUGCCUUCUUUUCGUUUUUCUUCUUGAAUUUUCUUUUGCUUCAGGUUGGGCUAUUUGAUUGAUCCGAUCUCCUCUUGGGUUGGAUUGGACUAGGCCAAUUCUGCUGUUAAAGACAGCUGAUGUUUGACUGGAUUUUGAAUUUCUUAGCACUUUCUCAGUGAGGAAGACAUGAAUAAUGAAAUAAUAAAAUUCUAAUUUGGUUUUUAUCUCAAUCUUCUGUGAGGGCAUCCACUUUUUCUAUUUAGCAUUGAUAUGAUGUGGUACUAUUUAGCCUACCUCGCUUCUUCUUCUCCCAUUGACCAGAUCUACUUAGAACACAUGACCUUGCUGAAAAAUUCUCAAUGCUGACUAAUCUGUCAGAUCGUCAACCUCGUCCCCACAUUAUUCCAGGUCAGUACGCACUAUGCCAAGAAGAGAUUAAUUCCCUGGGUUAUCCAUUCCAAACAACACAAUAUAUACUGGUUUCUGGGCAUUUUUAAGUUUUGAGAGAUGUAUUGACCAGGCUUUAUCGAAUUCAGAUUUAGAUCUGGGGUGCACCGAUCAAGUAACGUGAUCCAAACCUCAUUAAUCUCUGUUUGGGUCACUUGGUGAUGAUGAACUUAAGUACAGGAGAAUGGUGACUUUAAACAUCAAGAGGGGGAGGAGUAGAUUUGAAACUCAAAAUCGUUACUCAUGCAAAGCAUAAGAAUUGACCCUUUAAAGGAUAGUCAUUCAACUACAGGGGAUAAUGCUAAUAAAAAACACAAUCAGAUUGUCGAGAUGCUGAAAUAACCAUUGAUUCUGCUGGAUGUUAAUAUUGCCCGUUUGGUGAUCUCUAUCAGCCAAUCCAUCCAGAGUCAGGCAGUUCCUGGAGGCCUUAGCUUUUAAAUCUGGCUUGAUGUUGGGGGAUUUGUUGAAAAAACAUUAUCAACCUCUACCUCAUUAGAAAAGAAAGGUCAUUAUCUUUUGAUUCGAAUCUAGAUUUCAAUAGGUUGAUUGAUAGUAGCGAGGAAGAACUCCUCCAGGCAGCGCACUGCGCCCAUGGCAACAGAUGGUCCCUCAUCGCCCACCUCUUUCCUGGCUGCACCGACAAUGCUGUCAAGAACCACUGGUGCGUCAUCUAUGCCAGGCAUUGCCGCUGCCACCAGGAUCCAUCCUCCGUCCAGAACCAGCCUAUUCCUGGAGGAGGAAGCUUUUAAAUCUGGCUUGAUGUUGGGAGAUUUGUUGAAAAAACAUUAUCAACCUCUACCUCAUUAGAAAAGAAGAUCAUUCUAUGUUGAUUCCAAUCUGGAUUUCAAUAGACUGAUUGAUAGUAGCACUUUUAGUGGGAAAACUGGAUGAUAUGGAUUUGGAGAGUAUCUAUGCUUCUUGUUUUGAAUCAAAGUCGCUGAUGAUAUCACUCUAUUCCUGUCUUUUACGCUGUUAUCUAAGAGUACCACCGAUAAAUAAGUUUUCACUGGAAAUGAUAAACUCUGCACUCGGACAUCGUCCCGUGAUGCAAGCACUUCUGGUCUGUCCCUGUAUUAGCCACAGCCUAUUUGUCUUAGUUUGCUUGGAAUCCUAUAAACCUCUCUUGCAAUAAGAUCAGCCUUUUUAUCAUAGUAUUCAGGGAGAUUCAUAUCAUUGGCAUAUGUAGUUUUAUGAGCCUCAGAUUAUCUAAUCCCAUUCUAGAUAUAUCUGAGGAUUUCAAAAUCUGAACAACGAAAAGCUAAGAAUGUUCUCCUUGCUCGAGCCCAAGGUGAGUAUAUCAGCAAAAAAUUUACUGGUGGGUACAGAUUCGUAUCCAUAAAUAUCUACUUGGUGCAUGAAUAUUAUCGUGUGGAAUCACAAUGGUUUUUUGAUGAUGAGGCUAAUAACUUUUAUUUAGAUCCCUUAGUGGAUAAAUCACAAAAGUACAGUUCAUGUUUACCGGCAUCUGACUGCAUUGACUAACCAUUUAUAAUGGGUGCUGUCUCAACUUUUUACCGUCAGGACUUGCUGUUAUGCGUCAUCGGCCAUUUGGUUCCUGUUACUGAGUGCUCCAAGUUGAGCUUUAAUAUGAUUGCUGAUGUUUAAAUAGUAGGUUUCAGCAAAUAGCAUAUCUGUAUGCAAGACUAUCACGCUUUAAAUAUUUAAAAAAUAGCACAUGCUUUCAAUAGCAUCUCUCUUAAGAUACCAUGAACAUUUUGGAUUGGGACUUUUGUUGGGGCCCGUGCUAUAAGUUUUCUGAUCAUCAGUAGAGAUAUUGAUGCUCAGUUCCGCUAACAUAGAUAAUCCAACUGCAGAUCAAUGAUCGAUAUGAUGCCAUUGAAAUUUUUUAGCAUUUUUUAUUUUGUUGAUAUUUAAAAUUUUUCCUUAUUGAUCAAACGACACACGUUUCUUCUGCAUUUUUGUAGGUUUCAUGGGAAAAGCAAAGCAUUGAUGUAUGAUGUGACUAAGAUAACCUCUGUAAUCAAAGGAAAACGUGGUGAUCAUCGUGUUUUCAGAUUAGCUGAGAAUUUGUGUAUGAACCUGAUUCUUUCCAUUCGGGACUUCUUUCUUGUGAAGAAGGAAUUGAAGGUUGGCAUGGUCUUUGCUAGAAGUCAAACACAUAAUUCAGACAUUUGUAGCCUUAUUUCUUACUAUUUUUUGUUUUUGAUUUUUCUAUCAGGGUCCCACCGAGUUUACUGAAACACUUAAUAGGAUAACAAUAAUUAGUUUGGCUAUUACCAUCAAAACCCGUGGAAUUGCCGAAGUAGAUCAAAUGCUCUACCUACAACCCUUGCUAGAGCAGAUAAUGACAACAUGUCAGCAUACAUGGUCAGACAAAACAAUGCGACAUUUCCCUCCGCUUAUUCGCGAUUUUUUAAUGGGCAGGAUGAAUAAAAGGCUUCAAGCAAUACAGGCAUGGCAACAGGUAGGUUUCAUUAUUUGGUCCUUUUGUUUCUCGCGAACAGCUCUUGUUUUUUUCUGUUGUCCAGUGAAACACAGGCUCUGCGGUAAAAAAUGUGUUGGUGGGACACCAUGUAAGCGAAUUUAAAUGUUCUCUUCUGAAUGCUUAAUUGUCCAAGUAUUUUUUUGAAAAAAAUGACAUUUAUUUGUUUUGUCACCAUUAUUGUUCAAGAUCUGUCUAGGGACAGUAAAUGCGUACAUCAGUGGAUUUUUUAUAAUGGGCAGAAAUGUCGAAAAUAGGUAUUGUAGUGUUUGGGCAUAAUAAUUCAGGUUUUUAGUCUGCUCUACGUUUUGGUACUUUGGUUCACCCUUCCCUGACCUGUUACAGUAGUGAAAAAAAUAAAAUAAAAUUUGGAGAAAUAUUUCAUUUUUUUAGUAUUUUUUGGGUGAAAAUUGAUUCCCAUGGUUUCACAUGCACGAAACUUCAAAGAGCAAACAUGCUCAUUUAUUCACAGAUGUAUCAUGGAGAACUGUCUCUAAGAAUAUGGUUACCUUCAAUUGAAUAGUGUAGGGAUUAUUUGUUAGAAGUCUAAUUAUUUUUCAUUAAAAAUUCAUAUGGAUCCAAACCACAGUGAUGAAGUGGCUCUAUGAGUGAGAAGUUGCCAUUGAUUACGCGAACAACAGAUCUGUCUUAUAAGAUCCAUUCGAUGCACAAAAUUCAUUUGAACUAUGAUGUAUACUGCGAGACGAGAAAUGAGAAGCACUAAAUCAUUGACGCCUCUAAUGUGGAAUUGAAAUCUAUUUGUGGAGACAUCCUUCUGUCACAUUAACAUAUUUGAUAGUGAGCAUGACCUAAAAUUUUGUAGUAUCUUCCAGCUGUUUAUGUGUGAAGUUGUAGUAUCUGCCAAUUGAUGAAUACUUGUUUAUGUGCCAAGCGGAAGGUCUUGAAAUAGUUAAGAUUAAUAAUCUGAUAACUUCUGAGGUUCACUUGUCCGUGUUUAAACUGUGUAUAGAGUUUUUCUCUAAAGGAAAAGCACAAGUCAAAUAAAAUGCUUGCAGAUAAAAGUACUAUCACAUCUCUCUUGUUGUUAUAGUAAAUGUGUAACGAAGGCCACGGUUAAGAAUGUUUCUCGUCUAGAUGAAGUUGCUGUUCGUCACCAGCUAUAUUGAAUUGCCUGUCACGCAUUAGAGAUUUCUCUUUGUCUUCAGUGUGAACUCAAGGCCAAGUCAUUUAUAGACUACAAUAUAAAUGUGCAUAAGGUCACUCAGGCCCAGCACAAAGAUGCUGUUCAACGCCUUGAAGAUUAAUUUGCGUAUGAAUUUCUUUUUUAGUUGAAUAACCCUUCCUUAAAGGGUGAAUCUAAUAUUUCUUCAGGUCGUUCUAUAAGUUUCAAUUUCCGCUUUUCCUUUAGGUUUCCUUUUAGAACAGGCCUCUUUUAUUUAUAGAGAGGUCUGAUCCUAUUCUAUUUGGUUUUUGUGAGAAUUAUACGAAGAGUAGAGAGGUCAUCUCCUCUUCUUAUUGUACGUAGGCCGACCCUUCUUCAGGACUUCUGUUUGCCAUUACACUACUUCCCUACCGGCAGUGUCUUUAACUCAUUAUCCUGAUAGCUGUGAUGGAGUUCAUCCUUGUCCUUCUCCAGGUUCCUGUUAUUCAAAAUAAUGUUUGGCAAACCAUCUUGAGAAGCAUGUUCCCCUAAGAUGAAACACUGCCAUAACUGUAUGACAGAAUAGGAUGUUGAUUAUAUAUUCUAGAUUUGAGCUCGGCAUGAAGUAAUAGUGAAAAACUUGCUUGGAUGGCCUUGAUGACUUUUAAGGUCAAAUUUGCAGAUUAAUGAAGCUGUACUUUAUUCAUUUGGCUUCUUAUGCUUUCCUGACCCAACUGCAGUAAGUCACUUCACUCUAUCUGAACCUAAUAUUUUCUUGCUGCAGGCAGAAACAACAGUUAUUAAUCAAUGUAAACAGUUGCUUUCACCGACAGCUGAUCCCACAUACGUCAUGACAUACAUCAAUCAUAGUUUUCCUCAGCACCGUCAAUACCUUUGUGCUGGUGCCUGGAUGCUGAUGAGCGGUCAUCCUGAGAGUAUUAACAAUACAAAUCUUGUAUGGCAAUAUUGUUUUAUCUUCUUUGUCUCUUAUGUCUUGGUCAGUAGAAAAUAUCUUUUCAUGUUGCGUGGCAUAUCAUCCUAGAAUUUCAUUAUGAUGCCUAUUUUAUGUAGGGACGUGUCCUACGAGAAUUUUCUCCAGAAGAGGUUACAUCAAACAUUUAUACUAUGGUAGAUGUUCUUCUUCACAAUAUACAGGUUGAGCUGCAGCACGGACUUCCUAUACAGGUAUUGGUGCUUUAUCAGUAGUAAUUCUAUUCAAAGUUUUAUGAGAAUUGUGUCAGAUUUCUGUUCUAUAUAGUUCGUUUUCUACAUAAAAUAUCCCCUGCCUUUUGGAGCAUCGUCCUUACUGUCAGUAUCAUUUUCAGCAUUCCUUCUGGAUUGAUUAUGGAAUUGUUGCCAUCCUGACAAAGAGGAAAAUAAGACUAGUGAUCUGACCAUGAAUUGGAAAAAACAUUUGAUUGAUUCAAGAGUGAGGGUGGGAUACAACCCAGUGAAAGAAAGGGGGGUACGCGCUUGAGAUCUGGGUCAAUGAAAUAGUUGGCCAUAUGUAUUCUCAUGGCAAUUUACAGCUCACAACACGGAAAAUCGGCCUUGGUGAGGGUCAGAUUUGGUCGAAUGAGCUUGAGGAUAUUAUUUCAAAGCAUGCAUGGUUUUCUGUAGUCAGAUAUACAUCCUUAAUAGCCGGGUGCUCUGCAUGUUCUCUUCUUGCCUUGAGCAUAUUUUUAGAAGAAAUUAUAAACAUGCGGCUGGUAAGGCUUACAAGAGUGGAAGGGUGCUAAUGAGAUGGUUCCUGCCAUUGAUUUCUUAUCUUGUCUUAUAUCUUAUAUCUAUCUGUGGGAAAAAGCGUAUAAUUAAUAGUUAGUUAUUGGCCAGUUACCUAUGUCGGUUUGGUUGUUGGUCCUAUAAAUCCUAGGAUUCAACCUAGGUAAUUUUCCUUUUUUGAGGUCAGGGUAAUUGUAUAUAACCAGCAAUCUUUCUAUGAAUUGAUAUGACAGAAAAUUUUCCCCGCUGUUUAUUCUUGUUUGGUUUGUGCCACUACCCACUGAACUGUCUGUUGUACUCCUCCUUGUAAGGGGGGUCCACAAGUUUUCAUCUCUUCUUUUUUAUAAGACCAUAUUUUUGACCUCACCAUUCAUAGAGUCGAAGAUCAGAAGACAUGAUGAGAUUGUUCUCUCAAACCUACUUUUCGUUCUUAUGUUUUGUCAUCUCUCGAGUUAAGAGUUUCUCAUCAAUAUAGUCAUCCUUCUAGCUCCAAGUGAUGCUCAUCCUAAUUGCUGCGCCUUAUUAAAUUUCAUACGAUUAUUCCUGGUUGAGAAAAUUUGUGAGCACAUACCUGGGAUGAUUGGCUGGGCCGCUGGUCCUUUGAUUGAUUAGGAGGAUAUAGCACUGGUAGAUUCCAUUCAUGGAUAAGGCUGGCAGCAACCACACAAGUAAGCAAAGCCCCCAAUGAGGAGCUGAAUAUCAAGUUGAAGCUCCUGCUGUUGUUUCCAUCUCGUCGAGACAAGCAAGCACUUCAAAAAGUAGAGUAACGGAGCACAGAUGCAGGCCACCUUUUUUAGCACUAUAGAAUGAGAAGAAAUAACUGCAGCUCUACCAAAAAGAAAUGCAGAUCUUGGAACCGUGCUCUGUACCUAACAGGAGUAUAAGCAGGGGAUGCUUGGGGCCAAGUUAAAAACCUAGCACGCACCGGAGAAGAAAGAAACAAGAGGUUAGACAAGAGAGGCCUGCAGUUGAGAUGAAGCACUCGUUGAGGGUUUUCGGGAACUACAAAGUAGAUGCUGUUGGAGAGAUUUCUUUCGCAAACUCUGGUUGAAAGAUUCAAGAGUCGUAUACGCAUGUACAAAUGUUAAUCCCCCCCCGGAUAUUAAUAUUUAUUCCUGGGUGUGUACACGUAUGUGUCCACACAUAUAUAAAUUUAUAAAUAAAUUAUUAAAGCACACUGGCGUGGAUAUAUAAAUUAAUAAAAAUAAUACUAACAGCACGUUGGCGUACGUAUGAAAAAUAUAUAACUAUAUUUUAUAAUUCCAUGUGCCUGCACCCGCAUUUUCCUGAGCUGAUCCUGGACAACCAUCCCUUAUAAGUCAUGAAGAAAUGGAAUGGAAACAGAACUAAAAUGGUUUGUCUUCUUGAUUUACGUGUUGGGCAGUUUUGGGUGCUGAUGUUUAAUGAUGGAAAGGAAUAAUGAAAAUGUCAAGUAAUUUAUUUCAUUCAGAUUUUUUUUUCUUCUUACAACCAGCGAGCCUGCUGGCUGUUUUGCAGAAUUUCAUCUUGUCUCAGUUUUUUCAUUUUCAGAUAAAAUUAUGUCUAAGAAAUCCUGUUCGCAUCGUUUUGUCCUCUGUUUCUUCCUCUGGUGACUCUUUUCUCUUGUGGCUCUGAGUUCUAGAAGAAACUCCCCUAUUCAAAGGUAUUGUUUGGUGCUUUUUUGCUUUCUUCUGUUUUCUUUUUGUCAUGAAAGCCACUGACGAACAUGAUUUACAAUGCCCUCAGUGAAUGCCCACUGUGUGUAACUUCUUCUAGUGUGGAAUUAAUGCUUUUAGCAAUGAGUGCCACGGCCUAUUGCUGACCUAAGUGGAAUUAAUGCUUUUAGCAAUCAGUAACGGCCUAAUUUUGGAUGUCCCAUUGAUGGCAAUAUUAGUGAUUUUUUUCAUCAGCGGCCCUAUGCACUUCUGUGAAGGUAAAUGGUUUGUUCUUGUAUUGGACAGAAAUUCUCGCAUUCCCAACUAUUAUAAAGAGGGAGUUGGGGCCACAUUGGAUGCUCUUUGAACUGUGAAAUUAUUUGUCAAACAGUUCUUGGCAACCAGUAGCUCGCCGAGGGACUUGGACAACUUGUUGCGGCCUUGGAAGUGGCAUAGUUAGACAGAUGAAAGUUUGAAGGUUUUUGAAAGGAUUAAUGGCAUACAGAGCACCCUUUGAACAGUGCCCUCAAAUAUACAAGGUAGCAAAAUAGAGGACCUUACAACAAAAAAAGGGGACUUUUGGGCAGAAGAGUAUUCACUGAUCUUGAAAUUAAACCAUACUCCUAUUCAUGCUAUCCGUUAGUUCACUUUUUACGUUUAGCUUGAGUAAGAUAACGUACGAAUAUGCAGAUGAACUGCAAAUAAUAUUUUUUUACAUUGACAUAUAAUGUUACAUUUUAUGAUGAAAGGUAGUGUGUAUGGUGGUACAAUGCCACCUGGUUGACUUCUGCCCCCAUUAAGAUCAGCACCUUCAUGUCAAAAAGAGAUCAUAAAGCACUCACAUUUUAUGAUGCAAGUGACUGCGCCAAUUACUUGAAUCCAGCGAGAGCAUUAUGACGACGAUAAUCUGUGCCAAACAGUGAUUCGAUCUUUAAUAGCAUAAUAUUUUAUAGUUGUUCGUAGCUUGGAGUGAAAAUACAAAUAUUCAGGAGCCAAAGUGGAGUGCUGGUCAUCAUUGCUAGCAGAAAUGUUUUGACCAAUCUGGAUGGAGCAGUUAAUGAAUAAUUCUGAGAUGCAGACUAUCGCCAGGGAAGCCUACUGUUAAGAAAAGUUGGCUUGCUGCUGACCUGGGGACCAUGUGUAACUAAAGCAAGAUUCAGAAAAUGAUUGGAGUGCGGUCUUUCUCCUUAUAUCUUUCUCUUUUAAUGUUAUUUCUUUUAAUCUGGUACAUUACUGGGUAGCGAUUGCUGAUUCGCGGGUUCUUUUUUUUUUAAGUGGUACGAGGAUUUUUUGUUGGUAUUAAUUUAAUACCAUACUUCAUUUACUUAUUUUCUUUGCAAAUGGUUGAUUGCUUGCAACCUUCAAAGAAUUUUUUCUAUUUUAAUGCUACUGCAAUCUCCUUCUUUCAGGAUCUUCUCGCAAAAGCUAGUGCGAAUAUUGCCUCUUUGAUUUGGACACACGAGCUUCUCCCUCUGGAUAUUCUUCUUCUUGCACUUAUUGAUCGUGAUGAUGAUCUCUAUGCCUUACGGAUCGUGGUAAUUCAUGUGUUGCUUUGUCUCUUAUCUAAUAGUGGGCUUUUUUGACCAGGUGCUUAUUGAAUACUAGAAUUCUUUGUAAGAAUUGAGGAUGUGAUCAUAAUUUAAAACUGCAUAAAUCAAAUGUUGUCUUAUGGUUAGAUAUAUCUAUCUAUAUAUAUAUAUAUAUAUAUAUAUAUAUAUAUAUAUAUAUAUAUAGAUAUAAACAAUGUAGCCACUAUCCCAUCAAACUGUAAGAUACUAAACAUUGUCUGUUAGAUAAUUGGACAGUCAAACUCAAAAUCAAUCAGCUGUCCGUGGUGUAGGUCCUUUAUUAUUACCACAAGAUUUUUAUCCCUCCGCUGAACAGAGGCUAUUAUACCACGCAAAAUGAUAAGACCAUCUUACUAGAAACCUGUUGGGUUUUAUUUGUAUGCGGCAUGCUUUUUACAACUAAAUUUAAGUACUUGGAGUCGAUAUGGUCAAUUCAAACAUCAAGAAACAAUUUUUUACCUAAAUUAAUUGCAUUAAAGAAUUUAAAUCACAUGGAUGUCACCAAGAUCAUUCAAUCGAAAAGUGAUCUUGACAAUGGACUACUUCUCGAGAAUUGAGAAGUUACCAAGAUCAUCAAAUGUACACCCCCAGAAGCAAGAUCUUAGGUACACCUGCAUGUAAUAUGGCAGUUGUUACCUUGACAAUGGACUACUUCCUUCCAUGUGGAAGCUACGAAGGUAAGUUCUUGCUUCUAUCAAAUGGGAACUUUCAUAAGGUUCACAAGGAGUAAUUUCAGCAAAUUGAAACUUAUUAUUCUCUAUGCUUCUGAACUUUCAUUAGGUAAAGAAUAGGAGAGGUAGUUUGCAAGCUCCUUCAACUAACCCCGCUGAUUUCCUGCUAAUAAUUUCUUCAAUGCUGUUUGACUAAGAAAGUCUCUUGCAAGGGACGAAGUUUAAUGAUUCAUUGAGGUGCUCUGUAUCUUUUCUCUUCUGUAAAUAUAAAUGACUCUCUUCCAUGUCUGAAAUUUUUCUUUCAAGGCUUCCUGUUAUGAAAUGAAUUAAAAAUCCGUAGUGUUUCGUGUGAGGAAAUCAUUUUGUUUAGAGUCGCUCCUUCAGAAAUUCAUUUGGUGUCACUAUUGAAAUCGCUUAAUACCUGGGCUGAGAGAUUUAGGAAUUUAGAUGUGCGAAUAGUAUACCUCUCACUUAAGUAUUCAGUCAUUGACAAAGAAAAUUAAUUUCCUAACUUUAUUCGAGUAUUUGGUUGAAAUUUUGUUGAUUCUUAUGAAUUGGCCAUGGUUUCAGACUUCCAGGGUCAUGAUGUGCGCGGGGAUUUGGUAAAAGGGAUCAAGCUGGUCGAUAAGUACUGAAUUGGAUCGACUUGGGCACAUUUUGUGCCCAAGUCGUUCAGCUGAUUCAUAUGAAUUGUUGCGGCUCCUGCUCCAACAAUUCAAAUUGUCAGUUCAUUGAGAAAAAAACUCUAAAAAGACAUGCUUCAAGGAUAAUAUUAUCUGAAUAAACAUUCUUAUCAAAAAGGAGAAAAAUUAAAUACUUUCCAACAACGACUUAGAAAAAGUUUUUAACAUUGUGACCCGCUCUUCCUUAACAUGAUGCCCAUCUGAUCCAUUCUACAGUGAAGACGUACCAGCUAAUGUAAAUGAAAAUUAUGACGAACAGCAAAGGUAGAUGCUGUGGCUGAAGUCUGAGGUAGGGGAAGAGGAGAGCAGAAGGGGAAAGGAAUUGACAGAUAUUUGGAGAGACAAUGUCAGUGCUUGGGGUUUUGGGCUAGAUUUUAAUUCUUCCCUUGUUCCUCUUUUUAUCUGAUCCCUCUGUUUUGUUAUCUUCAUCCAUAGUUCCACUUCCUGCAGUAUGAAUUAAGGAGUCUUUACAAGUCCUGGCCUACUUAGUUUUUUGAAUUACAAAGCUGGACCUUCAGGCCAAAUUUGUUAGGCUUGGACUGAAUGAUGGUGUGCCAUUAUCAUCAUAGCUAAUAAUAUGCUUGUUGCUACAUAUAAUUCCAAGUCUUCUUUAAGGUUAAGUUAUUCUCCCUUUACUGUUGAUGGUAGUGAUAAUUUGUCCUUUGAAGGAUAUCAUAAUUUAUUUGUGUGUCGAUCUUUUUGAUAAAUGAUUCAGAUAUUUGUAAGUGGAGUUUUUCUUAUCCUUUACAUGAUAAGCGUGCAAUUAUCCACAGUUAAACUUGUUGCUUGAGAGGCAAGAGCUGCAACAGCGGGUUAAGAUAUUUUUCGGAAAUCGUACAUCACCUGACCAUUGGCUGAACACUGGAGUUUACAAGCAAGUUGACUUACAGAAAGCUCUUGGCAACCAUCUUUCUUGGAAGGAUAGGUAAGUCCUUUGCAAACUCCCUGUCCAUCUGCCUUCAUAGGAAAAUCCCAAGUGAUAUGGUUAUGCAAAAUGCAGCACUUAUGUGAGGAUGGAAAUUUCUGAUUCAACGUGCGCUGUCUUUCAACAAUGUUAAAUUUUCUCACUAUUCUAUAAGCCUCAUCUCAACGUCCUCUCUGUCGAAUUAAAAAUGAAAGUCGCAUAAAUUAAUGUUUCAUGGCAAGAUCCAUAGUUCUCCAACAAAAAACCAACCAGGACAUUAAUGUAGUGCUUUCUGACAGAUAAUCCUUCUGAGCGGGACUGGUUUGAUCAUGUUUCAUUACGGUCUAUAAUCCUCCUCACCUAUUCAUUGUUGUUGAGUCUAUACGUUACUUGCUAUGUCAUGUAUCUAUAAUUUUUAUUGAUGAACAGUGGACUGACAAGUAGAUGCCCAAAUUUUCUGUGGUUCUUGUCUUUUGCAGGUAUCCCCCAUUCUUUGAUGACAUGGCAGCACGUCUACUCCCAGUUAUUCCAUUAAUCAUUUACAGACUUAUCGAAAAUGAUGCGGCUGAUGCUGCUGACAGAGUUCUUUAUGUAUACUCGACAUUUCUAGCGUAUCAUCCACUUAGAUUCACAUUUGUUCGGGAUAUCCUUGCGUAUUUCUAUGGUCAUCUUUCUGGAAAGCUCAUUGUCCGUAUAUUGAAAGUCCUUGAUGUCAGUAAGGUAUGAUAUUCUCUUUUGAGUAAGAUGCAUUUUCCUUGCCAGAGAAGACAAUAUUGGUUGGAUACUGUCGAUGUUAUUCGCGCUUUUGAAAAAUUAGUUGAGUAGACAAAUGGGACAAUUAUGCCGCAUGUCUUUUAUCUACUUAUCCUCCUUUGUUGUCCUGGUUUAUAAUUCUUGUUCGUCUCAGAUUCCUUUUUCAGAGUCGUUUCCUCAGUACAUCGGUUCAGUAGGCUCCGCAUUGUGCCCGCCACAGGAGUAUUUUUCGAAUCUUCUGUUAGGUAUUGUCAAUAAUGUGAUUCCUGCUUUAAAUAGCAAGUCCAAGGCUGGGGUAAUUGGAGAAAAUCCGCGUCCAGUGCCUCACAGAACUCAAACAUCUCAGUCUGGACCAUCUGCCAUAUCUGAUGGACAUAGAGCCUUCUACCAGAAUCAGGAUCCUGGCACAUAUAGCCAACUUUUCCUGGAAACGGCAGUAAUUGAGAUACUAUCACUUCCAGCUACAGCUUCUCAGGUGGUAUCGUCUCUUGUUCAAAUAAUUGUGCAUAUCCAGCCGAUGUUGAUUCAAUCCAACAGUGGAUUGCAAGGAUCUUCCAGUGGGCCCGGUCAAAGCUCUGUCCUACCAACAUCCCCCUCGGGUGGGAGCACUGACUCCUUGAGCACUAGUCGAUCUACUCCGUCAUCUGCAUCAACUGCUUCCAACUUCAUUUCCAAAAGUGGAUACUCAUGCCAACAGCUAGCAUGUUUGUUUAUCCAAGCAUGCGGCUUGUUGUUAGCCCAGCUUCCACUUGAUUUUCACACGCAGUUCUACUCUGAAGCAUCACGCAUAAUAAAAGAUUGUUGGUGGCUGACUGAUGGGAAACGAUCACAAAGGGAACAGGAGUCUGCUAUUGGUUAUGCCCUACUGGAUCCAUCGUGGGCUGCUCAAGAUGGCACCUCAACAGCCAUUGGUAUGGCAAACUAUUCGAUUAUCUCGUUAUUUUCAAAAUGUGCAUGCCUUAUUAGUUCUGUAUGAUUUUUUCAAUGUGGGAAAAAUCACUUUAUUUUAAAUUUCUGUAAUCACCUAUUCAAUUGUAUGCCAAGUCCUCCCCAGAAAAUCAUUUUCUAUAUUAAAUGGAAUUUUAAAAAAAAACCAAAAUUUAUGUUCCAAAUUGUUGGUUUUUUAAGUUCAUUUUUUCCACUAUCUGUGCUGCGCUGUAAUAAGAAUAUUCGUCAUUUUUUAUUGGGCACAAACUAAAAAAGGAUCCAGACCUCAUGGCAAAAUGUUGUUGUCCAAUACAAGUUCUUGCAUAAUUUAAGCACAUAUAUAAAUGUUAAUAUAAAAGUGCCUGUGGACAAGCUUAGGAAAUCUGAGCUUGUUAGUCUUGCACCAAUGAGACCUGACUCUUCGACCCCAGUCCAAAUUAUCAAAAAACCAUAGGGAUAUAAAUUAACUGUUUAUGGAAAGUUACAAAUCUUACAUAGUUUUUCUAUGCUUCUGAUGAAUGUUUGCUGUAAACUACCCCCGGACUUGAAGAACUUUCGGGUAAAGCUAUGCUUUCUUUUCCGUGAGUUGCAUAGCCUCAGAAUCUCCUGUUGCCUCUUCAAUUGGAUAAUAGGGCCCUAGAUUCUUAUUGAAGGUUUUUAGAGGGAGAUGCCACGAAAAACAUGCUGAAGGUAAAUCUCCUUGUAUGUCAUUGGACUUCUAUCAAUAUGAAACCACUGAAGAGUUCUAAUUUUAUGUUGAGAAUUGAUCUUGAUUGAGAUUCUUGCAACUUGGAGAAUGAAAGGAGCUGAUCUUCACGAUCCUCCUCUUCCAGGAAGAUGAAUCACUCACCACUUCUUGGAGCAGAGUUUCCACAAUCCCAGAAUCUCACAUCAAUUAUCUUGGUUUCCCGCUUAAGUACAGGUUACAUGAGUUAAUGGGCCAGGCCCAUUACAUUAGUCUUUAAGUGGAUCAGUUAACAGUCCAAUGGAUCCACUUAACAUAGGGAAUGACAGAGGACGACGAAAAUACAGUGAAAAGAAACAGAUAGAAAGGAAAAACAAUCCUAGAGAGUUCAACAAUUAUCAGCCCAUUUUACCUCUCUUUGUUCGAGCAAUCUAAUGAACUGGUACCUUCAGAGAGUAAUCUGUGGGGAUAUAUGACGGAAAAAGAAAUCUAGUCUGUCUUAAUCCUUCAAAUCGGUUGCCAAUGAGAUUUUUUUUUUUUUUUUUUUUUGACUUUGCUAUGAAUUUUCAUUAAAAGCCAUGACCUCGUAUAUAUAUAGCUCAAUCUAUGGGCAGCUUAGUGUUGUUAGAGGUAUAUGCAACUUUAUUUAUUGCAAAAAAUAAAUUCCCUCGCUCUUCAAGCUACUCCAAGCUGAAAACUAUCUCCUUCUUUUCACAGGGAAUAUAGUUGCCCUCCUGCAUUCCUUGUUUAGCAAUCUCCCUCACGAAUGGCUGGAAACGACUCACACGGUGAUCAAGCACCUUCGUCCAAUUUCUUCCACCGCAAUGCUAAGAAUAGUAUUCCGCAUACUGGGCCCAGUACUCCCUCGUCUGAGCUUUGCGCGCCCUGUAUUCCUAAAGGUAUUCUGCAUAUCGCAUUUACUUUUUCUGUCGGAUCUUCCGACUUUGACUAAAAAUAACUUGUCAAGCCUUUGCGUUUAUUGAUUUAUAUGUGCUUGCGUGUGUAUGAAUGUAUGCAUCAGAGGGUCUUCUUCGGGGAAAAAAUCAGUUUUUCUUGUUUUGGAUAAUUAACUUUGUCUAGCAUGUUCCUUUCUCUUAAUCUGUGACUACUUUUACCGUUCUUUUCUUUUAGUAGAUCACUUUCCCUCUAACUCAAAAGUCAACCACGUGUGAUAUUUCAUAAAUCCAACGGAUUGCCAAAUCGGGAUGUAGAUGAUGUUGAUGAUGCUCAGGCUCACAUGAACAAUCUCCAAUCCUUCACAUCUGCAUCAAAUUAAGUUCACCCAUCCCGAUCUGAUCGGCCAUUUUCUCAUUUGUGCUCGCCACUCCUGGCCGAUAAUCUGAGCUCCCCCUCAAGGAAGAGAGAUUCCCAGACGUUGACUUUGUAAAGGGCGGCUGUCGCACUGGUGGGUUAAAGCAUCUCAUGGUCCUUUAGUGAAACUAGGUAGAAAUGGAAAACUGGAGACGCAUCAUUUAGAGAAAAGUGGCGACCUUGGAGUUGGGAAAAAUAUGAUUAAAACCUAUUUUUUAUCGUUGACUUAGCACUACUAUUUAGUUAUUCAUCUCGGUUAGAGAUUCUAGCGUAGAAAAUCGUUUGAGCGCCUCAAAAUCAUCACACUGACGGGCGUUUGCUUCUUGCCAGUCUAUUGCGCUGCUUUUCAACUGCAUGGCGGACGUAUUUGGGAAGACCACACAGCCGCCAACUCCCGUCGAAGCAUCAGAGAUUAAAGACCUCGUUGACUUCCUGUGAGUGACAGGAUCCCUUUUGGGCAACUCUCUCUCUCUCUCUCGCCCACUCGAUCGCUUGCUCGCCAUGGUUCUUCUUGAUUCUCACUCCAUUCAUUAUCCUACCCCAACAGGCAUCAUGCUGUCAUGUAUGAAGGUCAAGGAGGACCUGUGCAAAGCAGCAGCCGACCUAAACCUGAAACGUUGACUCUCUGCGGGAAAGUGAUGGACAUGUUGAGGCCAGAUGUCCAGCAUCUACUCGCCCAUCUGAAGACGGAUCCGAAUUCUUCCAUCUAUGCUGCUACCCACCCAAAACUCGCCCAAAAUCCCACCUGA
Messenger RNA from Spirodela intermedia, 28066 nucleotides. NCBI's taxonomy places the organism in Eukaryota, Viridiplantae, Streptophyta, Magnoliopsida, Alismatales, Araceae. The record is from the annotation of a GenBank genome assembly.